Messenger RNA from Mercenaria mercenaria, 2739 nucleotides. RefSeq lists its product as uncharacterized. The record is from RefSeq and is a predicted model, not a curated record. Gene Ontology annotation, cellular component: cytoskeleton. The transcript is spliced from 8 exons. Gene Ontology annotation, molecular function: microtubule binding. Bases 259 to 1788 code for a protein of 509 amino acids. NCBI's taxonomy places the organism in Eukaryota, Metazoa, Mollusca, Bivalvia, Venerida, Veneridae. Gene Ontology annotation, biological process: microtubule anchoring.
UUGAACUACCGGUUAAGCCUUGGUUACACCACGGGUGCAGACUUUCGCGCAUACGAUAUUUGUUUGUUCUUCAAUUGUGGUAUACUAUCAUUUAAGUAUCGGAAAUUGUACACACGCCAAAGCGAAACCCAAUUUUGGGUAUUUACACUUUAAACACUUUGGAAUAUGUUGUGAAUUAAAAAAGUUUAAUUUUUCAAUUAGCGGGGUUUAAGUCAACCCAUAAUAUUAAAUCAGGAGUGACCGGAAUAAUCUACAAGUAUGGCAUCCCCUAGCAGACAAGCGGCGAUAUUGUCAGAAAAAUUUCCUGACAAUAUCUCGAUCAGCGAACUUUGUGACUGUGGAAAUCCAAGAUGUUUUGCCCAGCAGGGAAGGCGUCACAAGCGGAGGAAGGAGGCUAUGCCGAAGCCCCGUCGACUCCGGUCCUAUCCGGACGUAUCCGAUUAUAGAGACACUUUUAAGCAGCCCAAGGACAUCCGCCCCAGGUCAAGUAAGAGGCCACCACCGUCACCCAGGGAUCCUAACCCUCCUGCCAUGGUUUUCUCUACAAAUCAGCGGGAAGACUUCAAAACGCCGAAAGAGACAGGAAGACCUCCAGAUUAUGCACCGAAAGAAGUAUAUGAGUCACCAUCUGUACCUUUAGAAAAGAACACAUACUACACACAGGAAUUUACACAGAAGAAAGCUCUGCCGGAAAUCCGGCGAUUUGCCGAGCCACGGCGUGAGAACUUCCGUCGAACAAGUGCCAAAUUUGAUGGAAGGACUACUUACAAAGACCAGCACAAACAUUGGGUUGGUCAAAAGCAGGUCCCAUUUGGAGAACUUCCUAGUUUUGUAGGGUCUAUAUUAUUCCCAUCAAAGGAGCACGUGAAUGACAGUGUAACGAAACAGUCUUUUCAGGGAGAGUUCGCAAAGCGUCCGGAUUUGAUACGUCUUGCAGACGCUCAUAUCAAAAUGGAAGGCGAACAUAACAUGAUGACAACAAACAUGGAGACAUACAAGGACGUCAAGGGAGACCACCGACCAUCUCCGAUUAUCCGUCAAUCAGAUCUUGCGAAACAUAAACCACGUGGCAAGUUCCAAAGUGAAACUCAGUUCAGCCACGAUUUCCCAGGAUAUAAUGGAGGUCAGCCAAGGCCACCACCGCCAGCGCGGCCGGCUCCAGACACACUAGAUCUGAAGUUUGAUAAUGCUCGGCAUUUUGAAACAGAACAGAGGAAGAUUUACAAGGGUCAUGACGUCAUCCAGAAUCCCGUUCCCAAAUCAUGCAAACUGGAGGACGAAUAUGUACCACCAAGGGAGACAGUUGAUAACGAAACAUGCAACAGGAGAGACUACCGUCCAAUAGAUUUAUCGCGUGCUUACAUUUCACGUGCCGUUGUCCCAGUACAGAAGGUACAGAAAUCUGAUGCUAAGUUUGACGGUCAUACAAGCUCAAAGGAGUUCUUUAGAAACUGGGCUCCAUCUCCACGGGUUCGGUACGGUGACUUCCACGAAAAUAGGCCGUAUAUCCCUCCACAGGAAAAGUUUGCAGGUGAAAGUGUAGCUCAGAGCUCGUUCACACCAAAGAGAUAUGAGCCGACAAAGGACUUCCGACCGGAAGAUAAACCCGUAAACAAAGAUGGUGAUUUUGACUUUAACACUGUUACACACAUGACAUAUAAAAAGCCGGAAGUUAAACCAUGUCGUGCUGCAGUAUAUCUAAUGCAACAGGAAUUAAAGCGCCAACUGGCAGCAGGUGAGCAAGCGAGUAAUGCAACACCAACAGGGCUGACAAUUGCUGCCAAGUAGGCCACUCAGAGGAAACAAUUUCGGAGCAUAGCUGUUAAAUUUCUAUAUUAGUAUCAUUUUUAAUAAAGUGGUUUUUGAGUCCAAAGGUGCAAAACAAACGUACAAUGUUUUAGUUUUUAUCUUUAAUGUUCAGUUCAGGGUAUCCAAGGCAAUUUCACAUUAUGGCCUUACUUUCUGUGAUAUUAUUCCAUUAUGUCUGUGAUAGCGAUACCCAGUUUAUUCUUUAUGUUUAAUAUGCUUUGUUUAAAAGGAAUUGGUCAAAACGAAUGCAACAUUCUAGGCCUUUGUGUUACUCUGAAAAAAUAUAUAUGUGGACGUUAGGUGAUGAGAUUAUGAAAAAUAGGGUAAUGAAAGUGUUUGUAAGAAAAGAUACGUGCACGUUACAAACUGCAUAGGAUUUUGGUUUGCAACGAUAAUCUUUGGUUAACAAUACUACAGUUUUACAAAAUGAAGAUAUUUUUGUUCAUGUGGAGUAGUAUUCAUUCAAACUGAAAGGGUAAAACUGCGUCAUUUCAAGCCGUUCAUAUCGUACAGUGGGUUAACACUAAAAAAAAAACGAAACUGGUCGCUAAACGUAUCAUUUAUGGUGCGUUCUUCAACAGUAGUGCUUGCAUGUGUCAUUUUUUUUCACGAAUUUAUUUGAACAUAUUGCGCGUUGAUUUUGUAGAUGCUACUGAGUGCAAAGCGUGUAAGAUUUCGCAAUUUAAACAUCAUAAAUUUCAUAAUAUGCAUACUCUUCUUUUUCCAACUCCUAAUAAUAUAUAUUUCAUUUACCACUAGCCAUUGGUUGAAAUUUUAAUAAGUGUAUUUUACAUAAGAUAUUUAAUAUUUGAAUGGAAUUUUCGUUUUAUGAUUAAAAUGAUAAUUCCAGAUGCAUUUUGAAAAACUGUCUAUGUCAACACAUGUAUAAUGCUUAUAAAUGUUUUGAGUUUGAAUAAAAAAUUAACGAUA